Molecule: messenger RNA, 4909 nt
Organism: Pyrus x bretschneideri (Chinese white pear)
Lineage: Eukaryota; Viridiplantae; Streptophyta; Magnoliopsida; Rosales; Rosaceae
Product: CLIP-associated protein-like
Biological process (GO): microtubule cytoskeleton organization
Cellular component (GO): cytoplasmic microtubule
Molecular function (GO): microtubule binding
Source: RefSeq, a predicted model, not a curated record
CUACCCUCUCUCCUCCCUCCCUCCCUCCCUCCCUAAAACUUUCUCUCUCUAAAAUCUUCAGGCUCGGGUGACAGAGAGAGACGACCCUGUAAAUUCAGACACACUCAUCCUCCUCCGCAUUUCUCUCCUCAUUUUCUCUCUCUAACUUUCUCUCUCUACAUUCCACUUUCAGUCACUCACUGUCUCACUCCGCCAACUCCAAACGCCCAUUCCUCUCUCUCUCUUAUGCCCUAACUCAGCACCUAAUUCACCAGAUCUGAGCCCGACCGCACCAGAUCGAACCCUAAAAUUUCUCCAAUGGAGGAAGCGCUGGAGCUCGCGCGUGCCAAGGACACCAAGGAGCGCAUGGCGGGAGUGGAGCGACUGCAUCAGCUUCUGGAAGCGUCCAGAAAGAGCCUGACUUCGUCGGAGGUGACGUCGCUCGUCGACUGCUGCUUGGAUCUUCUCAAGGACAACAACUUCAGAGUCUCCCAGGGCGCUCUGCAGGCCCUCGCCUCCGCCGCUGUGCUCUCCGGCGACCACCUCAAGCUCCAUUUCAAUGCGCUUGUUCCCGCCGUCGUUGAGCGUUUGGGCGAUGGCAAACAGCCCGUCCGCGAUGCCGCUAGGAGGCUCCUGCUUACUCUCAUGGAGGUUUCUUCUCCGACAAUAAUCGUUGAAAGAGCAGGAUCUUAUGCCUGGGCGCACAAAAGCUGGAGAGUUCGAGAAGAGUUUGCACGAACGGUCACCUCAGCAAUUGGACUUUUUGCAUCAACUGAACUUCCACUUCAGCGGACUAUACUUCCUCCGAUUCUACAGAUGUUAAGUGAUCCAAACCCUGGUGUAAGGGAUGCAGCUAUAGCGUGCAUUGAGGAGAUGUAUACACAGGCAGGACCUCAAUUCCGUGAUGAACUUCAGAGGCACCACCUUCCUAUGUCUAUGCUGAAGGAUAUUAAUGCGAGGUUAGAGAGGAUUGAACCUAAGAUUCGCUUAUCAGAUGGACUUAGUGCUGUAGAAGCGAAGCCUGUGAACCUUAACCACAAGAAAAGUAGUCCAAAGGCCAAGAGUUCCUCGAGGGAGGCGUCUCUCUUUGGAGCGGAAAAUGAUGCUUCUGAAAAAUCCGUAGACCCUAUUAAAGUUUAUUCAGAAAAGGAACUAAUAAGGGAAAUUGAGAAAAUUGCUUCUACCCUUGUACCAGAGAAAGACUGGUCAAUUCGCAUUGCUGCAAUGCAGAGAAUUGAAGGACUUGUAUAUGGAGGUGCUGCUGACUACCAAUGUUUCCGGGGACUCCUGAAGCAACUUGUUGGGCCUCUGAGCACACAAUUAUCUGAUCGAAGGUCCAGCAUAGUGAAACAGGCUUGCCAUCUGUUAUGCUUUUUGUCAAAGGAGUUAUUAGGAGAUUUUGAGGCAUGUGCGGAGAUGUUCAUUCCAGUUCUUUUCAAGCUGGUUGUGAUUACUGUACUUGUAAUUGCAGAGUCUGCAGAUAACUGCAUAAAAACGAUGUUGCGUAAUUGUAAAGUUGCUCGCGUGCUUCCACGAAUUGCUGAUUCUGCAAAGAAUGACCGUAAUGCAAUACUUCGUGCAAGAUGCUGUGAUUAUGCACUGUUGAUACUAGAGUAUUGGGCUGAUGCACCUGAAAUACAACGCUCGGCGGAUUUGUAUGAAGAUCUAAUAAGGUGCUGCGUGGCCGAUGCAAUGAGUGAGGUCCGAUCAACUGCAAGAAUGUGCUAUAGAAUGUUCUCAAAAACGUGGCCAGAGCGUUCCCGACGGUUAUUUUCGCUAUUUGAUCCUGUUAUUCAAAGGUUAAUCAAUGAAGAGGAUGGGGGAAUACAUAGGCGUCAUGGUUCUCCUUCCGUUCGUGAUAGGGGUGUGUCACACACUCCGCAGCCUUCUGCUGCCUCAAAUUUGCCUGGAUAUGGAACUUCGGCUAUUGUUGCAAUGGAUAGAAGUUCAAGUUUAUCAUCUGGCAAUUCUAUCUCAUCGGGACUACUUCUGUCGCAAGCUAAGUCACUUGGUAAAGGUACUGAACGUAGUCUGGAAAGUGUGUUGCAUGCAAGCAAACAGAAGGUCAGUGCAAUUGAAAGCAUGCUUAGAGGUUUGGAUUUGUCUGAGAAACAUAAUUCAACUCUCCAGUCAUCAAGCCUGGAUCUAGGAGUUGACCCUCCAUCAUCUCGUGAUCCACCAUUCCCUGCUGCUGCCCCAGCUUCUAAUCAUCUCUCAAACUCUUUAAUGGCAGAUUCAACUACCUCAAGUAUCCAUAAAAGUAGUGGCCGCAAUGGUGGAUUGGUUUUGUCCGAUAUCAUUACACAAAUUCAAGCUUCCAAAGAUUCUGGUAAAUCGUCAUAUCGCAGUAAUCUAUCAGCAGAAGCUGUGCCAACUGUUUCUUCAUACGCAAUGAGGAGAGCUUCUGAGAGAACUCAAGAAAGAGGUUCGAUCGAAGAGAACAAUGACACUAGGGAGGCUAGACGGUUUAUGAACUCUCAAAUCGAUAGGCAUUAUGACACAUCUCACAGAGAUGGGAACUUUAGGGAUUCACAUAGCAAUCAUGUGCCGAAUUUUCAAAGGCCACUUUUAAGAAAGAAUGUGACUGGAAGGAUGUCUGCAGGCAGGAGGAGAAGUUUUGAUGAAAGCCAACUCUCACUCAGGGAAAUGUCAAGUUAUGUAGAAGGUCCCGCAUCUCUAAAUGAUGCUCUGAGUGAGGGACUGAGUCCAUCGUCUGACUGGAAUGCUAGGGUUGCUGCAUUUAAUUAUCUACGAUCUUUGCUGCAGCAAGGUCCAAAGGGAAUUCAAGAAGUGAUUCAGAAUUUUGAGAAAGUAAUGAAGUUGUUUUUCCAACACUUGGAUGAUCCCCACCAUAAAGUUGCUCAGGCAGCACUUUCAACACUAGCAGAUAUUAUUCCAUCUUGCCGUAAGCCCUUUGAAAGUUACAUGGAAAGGAUCCUACCCCAUGUUUUCUCACGGUUAAUUGACCCAAAGGAGUUAGUUAGGCAGCCGUGUUCGACAACGUUAGAUAUUGUUAGCAAAACGUACAGUGUAGAUUCCCUCUUGCCUGCUUUGCUCCGUUCAUUAGAUGAACAGCGAUCACCAAAGGCCAAACUAGCUGUUAUUGAGUUUUCCAUUAGUUCUUUUAACAAGCAUUCACUGAAUCCUGAAGGUUCUGGUAAUAGUGGCAUCCUUAAAUUAUGGCUUUCUAAGUUGGCGCCAUUGGCCCAUGAGAAAAAUACUAAACUAAAGGAGGCAGCCAUUACGUGCAUAAUAUCUGUUUACUCUCACUUUGAUUCAGUAGCUGUCUUGAAUUUUAUUCUUAGUUUGUCAGUUGAAGAACAAAAUUCUUUGAGAAGCCUGAAACAGUACACUCCUCGCAUUGAAGUGGACCUUAUGAACUUCUUGCAAAACAAGAAAGAGCGACAGCGUCUCAAGUCUUAUGAUCUAUCUGAUGUAGUUGGAACAUCUUCUGAAGAAGGAUAUGUUAGUGCCUCAAAGAAAAGUCACUUCUUUGGGAGGUAUUCUGCUGGUUCAGUUGAUAGUGAUGGCGGCAGGAAGUGGAGUUCAACCCAAGAAUCAGCCAUGGUCACCGGCCCUGUUGGCCAAGCAGCUUCUGAUGACACACGGGAGAACUUGUAUCAGAAUUUUGAGACUGGUUCCAACACUGAUGUUCUCAAUUCAAAAUCCAAAGAUAUGUCUUACACUAUGAAUUCUGUGAGUCAGAACUUGGGCUCCUGGACUAGCCCAGUGGAUAAAGUUGAUGGUAGAGUAAAUUUAGAAGGCUUGUCUACUUCUUGCCUGGAUGUUAAUGGUCUUAUGUGCUUGGACCAUUUAGGGGUUGCUGAGACUAUUGGGCAUGAUAGUGAAGCUCCCACCGACUUGGACCCUAAUCAUUAUACACUUACAGCUGUGAAGGUUAAUUCUGCACCAGAAUCAGGUCCCAGCAUUCCUCAAAUACUUCAUCUGAUUGGCAAUGGAAGUGAGGAAAGCCCUACAGCAAGCAAACGUGGUGCACUUCAACAAUUAAUUGAUGCUUCCAUAGCUAAUGACCACUCUGUUUGGACCAAGUACUUCAAUCAGAUUUUGACCGUUAUACUUGAGGUGUUGGAUGAUUUUGAGUCCUCGAUUCGGGAACUCUCUCUUUCCUUGAUUGUUGAAAUGCUUAAGAACCAGAAAGAUGCAAUGGAAGAUUCUGUUGAGAUCGUAAUUGAGAAGCUGCUUCAUGUUACGAAGGAUGUCGUUCCCAAGGUUUCAAAUGAAUCCGAGCACUGCUUGAGUAUCGUUUUAGCCCAGUAUGAUCCAUUCAGAUGUCUAAGCGUUAUUGUCCCUCUGUUGGUAACUGAAGAUGAGAAAACUCUUGUUACUUGCAUCAACUGUUUGACAAAGCUUGUGGGCCGGCUUUCACAAGAGGAACUGAUGGCUCAGUUGCCAUCAUUUUUGCCUGCACUUUUCGAAGCGUUUGGAAACCAGAGUGCUGACGUUCGCAAGACUGUUGUCUUCUGUUUAGUCGAUAUAUACAUCAUGCUCGGAAAAGCGUUCUUGCCAUACCUGGAGGGACUCAACAGCAUGCAGUUACGGCUGGUGACUAUUUACGCCAACAGAAUUUCACAGGCCAGGACGGCCACGUCAAUUGACACCAACCAUGAUUAGCGCGGUUUGUUUAGGCAGGAAUUCUGGGUUCCCGGUGUUGUGUCAUUCAUCGUGUUGUGUAUUUUUGUAUAUUGUGUGAAUACAUUUUGACUCCAAAUUUUUUGUAAUUUUGUUAUCUUCACAUGCCUGUAUGUUCUUAUUCUUUCGUAUUCUCGUGUUUGUCUGGUUUGGAGGUAGAAGAACUGAAGAGUGCAAUUUGUGGGAAGCAAUUAGUGUCACAGCGCACAUAUUGUAAUCGAAAUUUCCCAAACAGCGUUUAUAUAUAUAUAAAAGCAAAAGGUUUUGGAAUUACCGUUCA